Nannospalax galili (Upper Galilee mountains blind mole rat) is the source of this 1903-nucleotide messenger RNA. It is a transcript of the gene Dazap2, whose product is annotated as DAZ associated protein 2. The transcript is spliced from 4 exons. Lineage: Eukaryota; Metazoa; Chordata; Mammalia; Rodentia; Spalacidae. The record is from RefSeq and is a predicted model, not a curated record. Bases 304 to 630 code for a protein of 108 amino acids.
GCACUCCGGCAGCUAGUGACGCCGAACGGACGAUCGUCACGUGACACGGAAGUGACUCCGAACAGGAAGAGGACGAGAAAAAUAACUGUCUGCGACGCGGAGUCGAAGCGGACCCGCAGCCACCAUGAACAGCAAAGGCAAUUUCCAACACAGCCUACCUACCCUGUGCAACCUCCUGGGAAUCCAGUAUAUCCUCAGACCUUGCAUCUUCCUCAGGCUCCACCCUAUACAGAUGCUCCACCAGCAUACUCAGAGCUCUAUCGCCCAAGCUUUGUUCAUCCAGGGGCUGCCACAGUCCCCACCAUGUCAGCUGCAUUUCCUGGCGCCUCUCUGUAUCUGCCUAUGGCCCAGUCUGUGGCUGUUGGGCCUUUAGGCUCCACAAUCCCCAUGGCUUAUUACCCAGUUGGUCCCAUCUAUCCACCUGGCUCAGCAGUGCUGGUGGAAGGAGGGUAUGAUGCAGGUGCCAGAUUUGGAGCUGGUGCUACCGCUGGCAACAUUCCUCCUCCGCCUCCUGGAUGCCCUCCUAAUGCUGCUCAACUUGCAGUCAUGCAGGGAGCCAAUGUCCUUGUAACUCAGCGGAAGGGAAACUUCUUCAUGGGUGGCUCAGAUGGUGGCUACACCAUCUGGUGAGACAGCACGGCCACCUCUGCCGGGAAAGACAUCACAUACUUCAGCACUUCUCACGAUGUAACUGCUUUAGUCAUAUUAACCUGAAGUUGCAGUUUAGACACAUGUUGUUGGGGUGUCUUUCUGGUGCCCAAACUUUGAGGCACUUUUCAAAUUUAAUAAGAAACCAUGUAAGGGUAGCAGUACCUCCCCAAAGCAUUUUGAGGUAGGGGAGGUCUCCAUUCAUCAAAUGAAUGUGGAUGAAGCAGUCCUAAGGAUCUUCCUUUAAUUCCUCCGGAGUAAUACUGUACCAUACUGGUCUUUGCUUUUAGAAAUAAAACAUCAAAUUAGGUUUGGAGGGAACUUUGAUCUUCCUAAGAAUUAAAGUUGCCAAAUUAUUCUGAUUGGUCUUUAAUCUCCUUUAAGUCUUUGGUUUAUAUUACUCGUUAAAUGAAACACGUUAGUUGUCUGCCUUUUCCUUUUGGUCUUCUGCCCCCUGUGCCCCCGUCCCUAGUCUUCCAUCCCCUCCCACCAGUCUCCAUUGAAUCAGUGGUGCAGCAGAAAGCCAGUCAGACAGACUUCCUUCUCUCCCUGCGCUUGUCCUACUUGCCAUUUUCAGACUCUUUGACAAGGAUCCUCUGCCCCCAUGCCCUAAGCACAGACCUAGUUUCUUCAGCUUUUGUAUUUCUUCAGUCCAAAGUGAAGGGUGUGUUUGGACCCUCCUCAUAGAUGUCUCUGCAUCACCAAUCUAACCCACGUUUCCUUUGGUGCCAGAAAAACAGAACUUUAAACAAAAGAUUUCAGUGUAAACGGUUCCAUAAACGUUUCUUUAAAUUAUGAUGGGCAGGGAAGAACGUGCAUGACAAAGGCUAGCUUUAGAGCCAAAAGAACAGGCGUUUUCAGAUCAAAAAUUACCAUUUUCUGAGUGUCUGAUACAGCCACUCAGGGCUUCCAAGAAUUCCUAACUGGGUUAAUAGGGUCAUGCUGUAAAUGUCUCACUAGAAAAUGACUUGAGUCCAGUGAAAUCUCCUUAGGAUUAAUAUUUCAGGGAUCCUUAAUAUUUUGACUUUUGUUUUCUGAAAUUGGAUUUUAUUUUAGCUUAUAAUUUCAGUUCAUCUAAAUCUUGUGUCCUGUACAUGUGAUGUUUGACUGUACCAUUGACUGUUAUGGAAGUUCAACGUUGUAUGUCUUUCUCUACACUGUGGUGCACUUAACUUGUGGAUUUUUUAUACUAAAAAUGUAGAAUAAAGACUAUUUUGAAGAUUUGAAUAAAGUGAUGAAGUUGCAUUACACCUCA